AUGUACGGAGUAGUGAAUAUGGAGAACAUGGUUGUGCCAGACCUCAACUGCGCUCCACCUGCAGAUGGAAUGGAUGAAGAUCCAGUAGUUGAAAUGGAUGAAGAUGCAGUACUUCAAAUGGAUGAAGAUGGAGGUGUUGAGCAAGCAGUUCAGAAAAGGGACAACCUUGAUGACAAGCAGAAGUAUGUUGCUUAUGUUGCAUUGCAUACACUGUGUAUGAGUAGAGGGGGCAAAUUUAACAAAGACGAUAAGAAAAAAGUGGCUGACUUUUUUGGAGUAGGUGUCUGGAAUAUUCAAAGAGUUUGGAAGAAAGUGAUGAGGCAAAUUGCACAAGGUUUGGAGGUUGACGUUUCCAGUCAGAGAAAAGGAAACUGUGGAAGAAAGGCAAAGGACAUCAACCUAGACCAAAUCCCUACAAUCCCUCUGAACAAAAGGUCUACCAUCUGGUCACUUGCUUGGCAACUUGGAUGCAACCCCACCACACUCCAUAGGAAGUUCAUGUUGAAGUUGAUAAAGAGGCAUUAAAAUUGUGUGAAACCAAUUUUGAACGAAAAGAACAUGAAGGAUAGAAUGAUUUUUUUCUUGUCAAUGCUCGAUGAGACAACAAUAGAAACUGGAAGGCCUAAAUUCCUCAAGACCAUGCACAACAUUGUGUAUAUUGACGAGAAAUGGUUCUAUAUGACAAAAAACAAGAACUAUUAUCUGCUCGAUGAGGAGGAAGAGCCUACAAGAACUAUACAAAGCAGCGCUAGCAUCGGAAAGGUCAUGUUCUUGACUGUCGUUGUUGUUUGGAAAGCAACUUAUCUAUAUUGAAGGCCCAAGGGGCAUAUAUAUAUUACACAUGACUUGAGGUGCAA
Hordeum vulgare subsp. vulgare (domesticated barley) is the source of this 857-nucleotide messenger RNA. RefSeq lists its product as uncharacterized. The coding region runs from base 1 to 525 and encodes 174 amino acids. The transcript has 2 exons. The record is from RefSeq and is a predicted model, not a curated record. Lineage: Eukaryota; Viridiplantae; Streptophyta; Magnoliopsida; Poales; Poaceae.